Messenger RNA from Sugiyamaella lignohabitans, 615 nucleotides. RefSeq lists its product as uncharacterized. The record is from RefSeq and is a predicted model, not a curated record. The coding region runs from base 1 to 615 and encodes 204 amino acids. The transcript has a single exon. Gene Ontology annotation, molecular function: acyltransferase activity, transferring groups other than amino-acyl groups. Lineage: Eukaryota; Fungi; Ascomycota; Dipodascomycetes; Dipodascales; Trichomonascaceae.
AUGACGGUGAAAGAAACUUAUGAAAUAGAUCUUUUUGGAGAUUAUUAUCUCUCUCCUGUCCGCCUGAGUGACAGUGAGAGUACGUAUCGCGCAUUUAUUCGUCCUGAGAUAACCGACAACCUUGCCGGGCCUGCUACUGACAAUUAUACACUACAGGAUGCAAUCGAUUUUUUGAGUUCCUGCGAAAAACAGGAAAAGGAGGUAUUAUAUCCACUCGUAUGGGGUAUCAGAAGUAGGAAAGUUUCUUCACCAACUUUGAUUGGCUGUAUUGAUAUACGGCCAUCACAAAUUGUCAAGGGACAAGAGGGUCAUAUUCCUGAUCCCAAUUUAAAAGAGCCAUUUGCCAUCUUUGGUUUCUGGCUUGACACUGACUAUAGACGAAAGGGCAUAACCUCUGCCGCUCUAAGGGCUUUGGUAUAUGAAGUCGGUGUUAAGCAGUAUAAGAUAUCUCACUUCUACGGCAAUUGCUUUGCUGGUAAUAUUGGCAGUAGAAAGACAUUUGAAAGCGUGGGCUUUAAAUUUGUUCAGCUCGCUAAAGAUGGAGCUAUUAAGCUUGUUCCUUAUCAAGUUAGAGAUGAAGAGAGAUUUGCAUUAAUUUUAGAUCAAAAUUUAUAG